This is a messenger RNA of Euleptes europaea (tarantolino), 927 nucleotides long. It is a transcript of the gene RCAN1, whose product is annotated as regulator of calcineurin 1. Bases 93 to 680 code for a protein of 195 amino acids. Lineage: Eukaryota; Metazoa; Chordata; Lepidosauria; Squamata; Sphaerodactylidae. Gene Ontology annotation, molecular function: calcium-dependent protein serine/threonine phosphatase regulator activity; nucleic acid binding. The transcript has 4 exons. The record is from RefSeq and is a predicted model, not a curated record. Gene Ontology annotation, biological process: calcium-mediated signaling. Gene Ontology annotation, cellular component: nucleus; cytoplasm.
AUAAACUCUCUACAACACAUAACUGCUUCCUCAAAAAGUGUUUUUCUUGGGCUUGUGCUCUGCUCUUGGCAAUCUUUUUAAAGAACCAGAAGAUGCAUUUUAGGAACUUUGAUUACAUUUUUGGCUCCUUAAUUGCCUGUGCUGUGGACAACAAUGUCUUCAGUCAACCUGAAACCAGGGCCAGAUUCGAAGUGCUAUUUAGAACAUAUGACAAGGAUGUCACCUUUCAGUAUUUUAAGAGUUUUAAAAGAAUAAGGAUAAACUUCAGCAACCCUUUGUCAGCCGCAGAUGCUAAAAUUCAAUUACACAAGACGGAGUUUCUUGGCAAGGAACUGAAACUGUAUUUUGCUCAGACUUUGCACAUUGGAAACCCACACUUAGCACCACCAGAUCCAGAAAAACAGUUCUUGAUUUCUCCUCCAGCUUCUCCGCCUGUUGGUUGGAAACAAGCAGAUGACGCCACACCAAUUAUUAACUAUGAUCUUUUAUAUGCAAUCUCCAAACUAGGGCCAGGAGAAAAAUAUGAACUUCAUGCAGCAACUGACUCUACUCCCAGUGUUGUCGUCCAUGUUUGUGAUAGUGAAGAGGAAGAAGAAGAGGAAGACGAUGCAGUCAGAAAACAAAAACCAAAAAUUAUUCAAACCAGGAGGCCAGACUACACACCAUCUUACCAAAGCUGAACUAUAUAUAGAUAGAGCUUUCUCAAGUGUUGUAAAACUGACAUGCUCAGAGGAGAUGCUGGGGAACUGUGGAUGGUUAAAACUUGGAUGACAUUAGAUGUAGAAGUGGGAAUUCUAAUGUAAAGACACUUUAAGAAAGGGAAUGUCUUCAUUUCUAUGUUUUUAAUGCUCCACAUUGACUAACAAGACAGAUCCCAACAUGAACUUACUAAAUGUUUUGGAGAGGGUGAAGGCAUUGGGUGGAGGG